UGUAGAAUGUUUUUGUGUUUUGUGUUUAUUAUUUUAUUGUUUCACUAUUUUCUUGGCGAUGCGCUGCAAGAGAAACAUUACCUGCACUUCAAGUUCACAGCCCUUUCUAAAGCAAGCACACUCCCAGAGUUCAGUGCUGAGGCUGUUGCUGACGGCAGACAGAUCUUUCACUACAAUAAUAAAGAGAAAUCCUGGGUAAGAUCGAGUCUGACUGAAGAUGACUCUGAAGCUCCUGUAAACCCACCUGAUUCUAGAGGCUGGUUCAUAUAUCAGAUGAAGACUCUAUCAAACUGUGCAGACUCAGAGUGUUCUGAGCUCCAUGUUCUUCAGAGAAUAACUGGUUGUGAACUGGAGAAACUUCCUGAUGGAACAGUGAAGAGUCUGACAGUCUUUGAUGAAUAUGGAUUUGAUGGAGAGGAUUUUAUUGUCUUUAAUUCUGACGCUCUGCAGUGGAUUGAUAAAAACCCCAAAGCUGAAGAAACUAAAAUGAAAUGGGAUCGGCAAACAGAACGCAAUGAAUUCCUGCAGCAUUACCUCAAGACCUGCAUGCACUGGAUCUCCACAUUUAAUAACAGCAGAAAGACUCCACCGGAUGUUCGUGUCUUUGCAGUGAAAGCUCCUGGUGAUCAACACAAGCUGCUUCUGAGCUGUCUGGCCACUGGUUUCUAUCCCAGAGAUGUUGAGAUGUACAUUAGAGUGUACAGAAUUAAAAUUAAGGACCAAACAUCUUCUGGAAUCAGACCAAAUGCUGAUGGAUCCUUUCAGCUCAGAUCCAGUGUAGAGAUCGACAGAAACCACAAGGAGUUUUAUGACUGUUUUGUCAUUCACAGCAGUCUGACAGAACCAGCUUCAGUAGAAUGGGCUGGAAAUGGUGCUGACUGUGAAACAGAAUCUCAUUGGGCUUUAAAAGCAGUAUUAAUAACAGUUUCAAUUCUAGUUCUCGUCGUGAUCUGUUACUGCAUCUCCCGAAGGAAAAGGUCAAGUGGUCAGUCGAGCGGUUAUGGUGAUCAAACUGGAAGAGAGAUGAGAGCCGAGCCUUGUCCUUCACACAAAGCUCCACCGGAUGUUCGUGUCUUUGCAGUGAAAGCUCCUGGUGAUCAACACAAGCUGCUUCUGAGCUGUCUGGCCACUGGUUUCUAUCCCAGAGAUGUUGAGAUGUACAUUAGAGUGUACAGAAUUAAAAUUAAGGACCAAACAUCUUCUGGAAUCAGACCAAAUGCUGAUGGAUCCUUUCAGCUCAGAUCCAGUGUAGAGAUCGACAGAAACCACAAGGAGUUUUAUGACUGUUUUGUCAUUCACAGCAGUCUGACAGAACCAGCUUCAGUAGAAUGGGGUAAAUAUCACCAGAAACUAAUCUUUGAUUGA
This is a messenger RNA of Sinocyclocheilus grahami, 1365 nucleotides long. Its product is annotated as zinc-alpha-2-glycoprotein-like. Bases 7 to 1365 code for a protein of 452 amino acids. The record is from RefSeq and is a predicted model, not a curated record. NCBI's taxonomy places the organism in Eukaryota, Metazoa, Chordata, Actinopteri, Cypriniformes, Cyprinidae. Gene Ontology annotation, biological process: immune response. The transcript is spliced from 7 exons. Gene Ontology annotation, cellular component: external side of plasma membrane.